This is a messenger RNA of Toxoplasma gondii ME49, 4212 nucleotides long. RefSeq names its product SAG-related sequence SRS33 (gene SRS33). The record is from RefSeq and is a predicted model, not a curated record. Lineage: Eukaryota; Apicomplexa; Conoidasida; Eucoccidiorida; Sarcocystidae. The coding region runs from base 1085 to 1966 and encodes 293 amino acids. The transcript has a single exon.
CGAUUAUCUUGUCUCUCGUCAGUUUCUUUUGAGCUUUUUGCGGGAGAUAUUCUUGUAUACCAUUUUCAGAAGGCGGAAAAGGAAGGAUCCAUUUUCCGUCUGGAAAGUCCAAACUCGUACCAGGGGACCGCCGGCGGGGCCCUCGAGAACCCCGCUUCUGGCGGUUGCGCCUUCGAUGUUCUUGUCUCUCUUUCAUCGAUGAUCUGCCUCGAUUUUGAAUUCCUCACGAAAAACCUGCAGCUUUCUGUGUGUUUCGACGGUGAAACGGCUUGACAUUUCACGUUCAUGCGGUGUAAUUCACCCAGCAUGUAGUGAGCUGCUCAUCCUCGUCGUUUGCUCAGGGGCAGAAUUUGCACAAUGGUAGUGCCCCGUCGUGAACUGUGUGUUGCUUCAUUUAAAAAGAGGGUUUUGUAAAACAGCGACAGCUUACAUCAGCGAUAAUUGAACGCGAGGGCUACGAAUCUAUAUGCCGCAAGCAGGAUAUCCGUUUGUUUCCCUUUUUUUUCCAGGCCUUUCGACUCAGUCGGCUACGGCACACCCUGUCUCGCUCCAAGAUAUAACCGAACGCAUUCCGAUUUCCCUGCAGGCCAAGGAGCCGCUUCAACCUUGCGUUUUAACGUAACAAUUUAGCAUGUUAUAUGUAGUGUGACGCGGCUGCUUCAGAACGUCCAUUUGUAACAUCUGUCUCACGCUCACUCUCUAGCCGCGUAGCACCGCUUCACCACCGGGGUUUCUUUCCGCCCUCUCAUUUGAACACAGAGGAACGCGUUGGAUUUGUCGACUCUCUGUUGGCAAGGAUGGAACAAGUUGCGUUCUAGCCGGUGGGAACGUGGCAGUCACCCGGUUCUCACGGAUACGUUGAUGAACACUUAAAUGCCCGGGGCCGGGUUCAAGCGCAGCGACAUCCUUGGACUCAGUUUUUGUCACCCCGGAUGGAGACGCUUCUUUCUGCGGGAACGUUGGAUCCGGAAGUGCCAUUCGAGUGUUUUAUUUCGAAGUUAAAGAGACGAGAUGUGCGUGGGUGUUCCUCUCAACUCUGCUAAGGCUGCGAGCGCCAUAGUCGGGCGUACCUUUGUAGGGACGAAUGCAGAUGUUCUAUGAGCACGAAGGCAUCCAACGCCGGGUAGACCCUUUCCGCCACACAUCGUUUCAACUCAUUCUGUUCUUCCUCGGUGCGAAACUGCGUCUCGUUCUCCGGGGACGCCGAUCAUCGCGGGUGUCUGACGUCACUUCUCGCAGUUGUCGCGGCUGUUCUUUUUUCUCGGAAGAAAUGGGUCGUUUGCCGCAUCGGUCGCUUCCUGCGCGCGUGCUCGCUGGCGCCGUCGCGUCAGUGUUGCUGUCACGCCGGCGCUGCUUGCGCGUGUUUUUCGCCGUCAGUCUGCUCGCUGUCUUUGUCUCUUCGUGGGUCGCGACGACGGGGAACGUCAUUCGGAAGAUGACGUUCGAGAGCUGCGACUCCCGCAACCAAAAAGUCAUUGUGACGGUCAACCCUGGGGACGCACUGGUUCUCAGAUGUGCGGGAGCCGUCAGUUCGGUGCCAGCGGACAUUAACACAUCCUGCUGCCACGACGCCGGAGCGCGGUGUACGGCGGCGACGAAGAAAACGUAUGCGGAAAUGUUUCCGACGGCGCCGCCAGAAUUCGUCUUUUCAUACGGGGACGGCGUCAACACUGCGUGGCAACUGAAAAUUCCGGAGAAUGCGAAGCCACCGUACCCGUCGUUCAGUGUAGGCUGGCAGGGUCCGCGAACCUCCGUCGUGAACAGUUCCGUGCGGACGGCUCCGCAGACGACUGUCGUGAUCCGCGUCGAGGGUGAGAUGGAGUCCGAGAUCCUCGUCUCCAUCACCUCCACGAUUUCCCGCUCCGCAGCAUCGACCUUUAUGGUGGGAAGGAAACUGCAACAAAUCGUCACCUGCGGCGCGCUGGCUCUGGCGGGGCUUCUUGCGACAGCCGGAAUGACAGGCUGAGGAAACGAGGGAAGCCCGCGAGAAGGCUGGCAGAAAAAAGCGUAGUCGGAGAGGUGGAAAGCCGGCGAGAAAACUAUGUUCGUGCUGCUCGGAUCCAGCUUGAUGGUUCUGAAUCACGAGGCUGCUGAAUGGUUAACUGAAGGACUUGCUGUUUCUGGGAGCAGGAGUGCCCUCAGUUCUAGGCGCCGAGGGAGAUUCGGGACCGCAUGCGGUUUCUUCGGGCCGGCUGAAAGGGGCAAACGACAACAAGGACGAAACGGGAUAUGGGUUUCUCCGGUCAACGCGAGGACGGGGCGCACGAGCGAAACAGAAAGAGGUUGGAAAGGGAACUGUUUGGAGGCAGAGAAGGAAAAACUUGGGAGCAACAGAGACGAAAACAGACUUGCGUGAGUGCACUAGAGCGAUGAAUUGAGCUUUUUCUGCCCGGUUUUGCGGCGCUCUACGUCGCAACUUUGGGGAGAGUGGAGGGUCCUUGAGAGUCUAUCUUACGAACUACGAUGUAGGAUUUAUCUUUCGGCCUUCUACAGAGACUCACGCACUCACUUGUCGUGCCCACUUUCUAGUGUGGCGAACGUUUCAGUGAGAAGGCAACGCAUGUGAAGAAAAAUGCUUGUUGGAGAAGAAACGACAGGGGUACUUUCUCGCAUCCCUGCCUCCCCGUGACCCGUAGUCCCUUGGAGGGGAAAAGCGUUUUGUGUCACUUCGUGCUGUUGCCCAUUGUUUUCACAGGUCGCGUAGUGUUGCAGCGUUACCAGGGAGCUCUUCCUUGUGGUGUAUAAAAGUGUGAAGGGGCAUUGUGCGAUUUCUCAACUCGACGGACCUUCUCGCAAGCAGGGGGGAGGAGGAUGCAUGACAGAGGCGAGACGGCGAAAAUAUCGAUAAGAUAAGCAGAGAUGAACCGAGAACGGGUGUACCCUGGAGGAGGGAAACACUGAUCAUCCAUGCGAAAAACGUAUGGGGAGAGUGAAUCGCGUGUACACAGUGCUUGCUUUUGUGUUGUUCUCUGGUCCAGUUCUGCAUAGUGUCUUCAAAUUUUUAAUGACUGGGACACGGGGGCGAGGGGCUGCAGAAUCGUGGCCUGGAACUUCGCCGCUAUGGUGAUAAUCAGGAAACAAAGGAACUCUCGCAACGAGUAGAGAGAGUCCGAGUGUCCGCAGAGCUGAUACACGACGUGCAACGCACUAGGUUUUUUUGCGUGUUCUGCCGUCCCUCAGUCCCCGGUUGCUUUCUUUAGUAGCUCUGUGUCGCUGCAACGCAUGCCCUGUGCGUCAGUCUAAAGCAACCGACGUAAACGGAAGGCACACUCAUCCGAGACGUGGAGUGCAAAGAAGCGACCCAGAGUGAUAGUGUCACUGGUACACAUUUUUUUCGCUGCGAAGUCUAACAAGACUCUGCGUGCUUUUUUUGCAAGUUCUGUGUGCCUGUCACCCGAGGACGACCUGUUCGUGGAAAUGUGCAAGAGUCUGCAGACCGUUUGUCUCAAAGAAAAGAAUGGGACAAUCUAAACUCAAUGGAAAGUGAGGAGGGGAAAAGCAUGCGAGUCAGCGAAGGAGCGGUUGAGAGAAGUCGUGGACUGAACAUCUGCUGACUGUAGAGGAAGGGAUGUUCGCAGACGACGGAUCUAGGAAACGCCAAUGAUGGAAGCGGCUCUUCUGCAUGAGAAGCGCCUCACGCUUUUCAGUUCUUCCCCAUCAUUUCUCUGAGAAUAGAAAAGCAUCUGUGGCCGUUAUUUUGUAUCGUUCUACACUGCACGAGGUCCUGCGUCACUCCGUCGGCCCAACAAUCCAGAUCCUCCUUAUGGGACCCACACGCCGAUCUAGAUUCCUGACACUCCAGAGCACCUGACAAAGAAACCGAAGAUUUUUGGGACGCCUCGAACCGAUAUGACUUAGGGACAUUGUGGCCAACCUUGAGGUGCUCGCUGACGGAGAAAGCUGUUCCGUUGCAUAGAGCGUCCCUAGGAACCAUUGAAACAGGGUGGUGUCGCGCUCCUUAUAGAGACCGAAAUUCGAAUAUAGGAACGGAUUCCUGGACGGCGAAACAUCAUAUGUGCCCAGCCCUUUGCUCGUGGGGAACUGAGUUUGCCAUCAGAAUACCGAAGCGCGCAGAAAGCCUCUGUUUCUUUUUGCUUUAGAGUCUACGUGAUUGUUUUUGUCGCCUAGACUCCGGCGUUCUUCGUGCUGUCUGCGUUAACCGUGCAAGAAUAGGCACUUUCCAUUCGAGCAUACUUUCUAAAACAAACGCAG